Molecule: messenger RNA, 1401 nt
Organism: Clonostachys rhizophaga
Lineage: Eukaryota; Fungi; Ascomycota; Sordariomycetes; Hypocreales; Bionectriaceae
Source: the annotation of a GenBank genome assembly
AUGUUCCGUGAUGAGACUGCGAGGACCCAAAUCAAGGCUCGACGAAGGCAUGCUGGCAGAGGCGCAAACUUCCCCCAGCUCCCAACUCCCCCGCCCUCGUCUCUGCUUUUCCUACAAAGCCAGGAUAUUGCCAUUUGCUACUUCUAUACCACCACCCUAAGUAAUCUUUCAGAGAAAGACCCUACACGCCAGCUUCAAAUGUACCUACCAAGCCUAUACACCAAAAGCCGGAUAGGGUCUGCUCUACGCUUGGCAACAGAGUCAAUCUCGCACGUCCUACUUCCGAAUUUGGUACCAGACUCCAAGAGAACAGCAAGAAAAAGAUAUAAUGCGGCUCUCAUUGCAAUUCGACGCGCAAUCCAGGAUCCUAUCCAAGCAAAAACGGAUGAGACGUUGUACGCAGUCCUCCUCCUGUGUGGCUACGAGACCAUAACUCGGGAAACAACCUUGCGUUCAGCUUGGGACACUCAUGUCAGCGGAGGAGCUGCUCUGGUACAAUAUCGAGGGUCAAAUAUGCUACAGUCACAGCUGGCACAAAGCCUGUUCUGUUUCGUUCGCAAAAGCAUUGUUUUGAGCCAAAUGCAAGCCUGCUCCCCAGUCGACGAGGUCUUCACCAAACCCGACGCUUUUCAGGACCCGGAGAACCAGCUCUUCGCGAUAGCAUCCAGGAUACCCGCACUUCAGAGCGAUGGCAUCGCUAUCCUUGAUCGAGCGGAAGGUGCAAAUGAUUCUCGCGCGGAGAAGUUGGCUAAGAGCGCGGAAGCUAUCGACCAGGAGCUCUCACAUUGGGCAGGCAACCUUCCAAACUCCUGGUCAUAUACCCAAGCAACCGAAAUUAAAACCGGAUCAAAUGCGCGAGAAUUUUCUCCCCAGCACAUUCACCGAUAUCCAGAUUUCUAUGUGGCUCGUGUUUGGAAUUUCUAUCGUGUUUCGAGACUCAUUUUGCUAUCGUUGCUGUGUCGAGCAACAGCCUUAUUGCGAACAGGCCACAACGAAGAUCAACACAUGGCCACCAGCAACGCAAGAAGAGAAAGCAAAAUCCAACAGAUUGUGGAUGAAAUUUGCGCCAGUGUUCCGUUCCUUUUAGGGCAUGAUCUGUCGAGAAUGACUGUACCGGCGGGUGUGGAAAAGGGUCACCAGCCCCCAGAAUGGUAUGGGGCCCCUGCCGAUUGGGGAGAUGGAAAUCAAGCCAAACAAUUUCCGACUGGAAGCUUCUCUCUUAUCUGGCCCUUGUAUGUGGCAUCUGGCGCAGUCACGAUAUCAGAGAAUCAACGGCAAUGGAUCCACUGGCAACUCCAGAGCAUUGCCGCUAGCGGAGACUCGCAAGCACGGUUGGCUCUAAAUACACCAAGCCAGACUCUCCUCGGUGGCCCUGAAUCACUCCGGUUUGAUUGCGUGUAG